Molecule: messenger RNA, 1341 nt
Organism: Heterostelium album PN500
Lineage: Eukaryota; Evosea; Eumycetozoa; Acytosteliales; Acytosteliaceae
Exons: 7
Coding region: 1-1341 (446 amino acids)
Molecular function (GO): protein binding
Source: RefSeq, a predicted model, not a curated record
AUGAGUGUUCUAGACAUUGGUUCACUCUACAGUAUGUCUUUAGUAUCAACGUUAUUCAAUGAUUUAUCAAAUGAUUUCGAAAUCUGGAAACCAAAAUGUAGAUUAAAUAAUAUGAAAAGAAAUUAUUUGGAAAAGAUAACAUUAUUAACCAACCCACAAACCAUCUCAACGGAGAAACAAACAUUUCACCAGUUAAAGUCAUCGAUUAUGACGACUAGAGAGUGUAGAUUCUACACGGACGAUCUCACGCCCUAUUCCGAUGAAGCCGGUGCCUGGAAGAGAUUGUACAAUGAUCUAGGUUCAAUUCUAUUCAAUAAUAGCUACGACUUGAUUGCGUCGGCAAUAGAGUCAUCUUCGUGUGACUCUGAAACACAGGAUAUUGAAAAUACAUUAGUACCAAAUAAGAAAUUUUGGAGUUCAAAAGGAUCAAAUGAUAUAUCUUCAUCUGAAUAUCUGAUAUACAAGUUGGAGCAAUCAGUGUGUAUAGUUUCAUCAGUUCAAAUUCAUGUAUAUAAAGCAUUUUUUCAACCAUCUUCACCUAUUUAUUCACCACAAACCAUUCGUAUCUCUGUUGGAUUCUCACCAAACAACAUGCAUUUCAUCUCUGAAGAGUUUAUCGUAGAACAAACCGAUGAACCACAAACAUUCUAUUUCGAUCCAAGAUUGGUUGUUGGAGGAUAUAUAAGAAUAGAUCUUUAUGGACAUCAUCAAACACAGACUAGCGAUGGAAUGUAUUACACUGUGAUAAGAUAUGUUUGUGUGGAUGGUCGAUCUGUUGGAUGCAUUGAAAACAAACAGGAGCUCUGUCUCUCCAUGUUAAAGUUUGCAACGAAACACAUUGAUACCAACACCAUUUUGGAGACAGACAAAUUCAAUGGUUGCGACAAUCUCAACCAACUACUUUCUCACCUAAAGAGUCAAAUGGCACUUAAACUCGACAGACUCAAAGUCUACAAUCACGUAAUGAACUCCAUUCUACAAGAUAUAGUUGAAGGUAACCAUAAGAAAGCUGCCUACAAUGCAAUUAAUUUUAAUAUGAGAUCAACAAAGAUAUUCAAUCUAUUCUUGAAAACCUCUGAUGAAGCAAUAUCAGAAUUUAAAAAUUAUUCACUUUAUCAAGCAUAUCUUUUCACGAUAACAAUAUUGGAACAAUUGAAUGACAUCAUCACUGUUGAUGAGAUAAAAUCAAUAUUCACAUUAAAAUCAAAUAAUCUUGCUGAUAUUUUGGUUGAAAUAAAGAUGUUGAUAAAAUCAGAGCAUGAUUUCAAACCCAGUAUAAAAAAGAGACUCGAUUCACCACUCAACUCUUUCUUUGCACACUUUAUCAAACAAAAAAAAUAG